Molecule: messenger RNA, 1049 nt
Organism: Drosophila serrata
Lineage: Eukaryota; Metazoa; Arthropoda; Insecta; Diptera; Drosophilidae
Source: RefSeq, a predicted model, not a curated record
CUCAGUUCGAGGCAUAGGACAUAUUCUUAAACACAUAGGAGUCAGGCAUUGUGUUGAAAGCUUUUAGAAUGAACAUACUGCUCGGAAACUGUGUGGGCAGCUGCGAUCAAUUGGCCGGCCCGCCACCGGACUUUAUCCUGUCGAUGCCGCCGCCGCCGCUGCCAUCGUUCCUUAUCUCCAAGCCGGCAACAGUGGAGGCCCUGGUGCCCUCCAAUGAGUCGCAGCCAUGCUUCGCCGCCUUCAUGUGUGGCCAGGGGCAGCAGCACAAUGAGAGCGGCAACGCCCUUAUGGAGCUGGUGCGUAGCGACUCCAAGAGCCUGGAGAAUGUCUGGCUGUUUAUCUCCUCGUGCAUCGGGAUCUUUGUGCUCGGCUGCUUCCUGGCCCUCAUCGUCAUCCGAUGCAGGGACUCCUUCUUCUCGUACCAGGACGCCAACAUAAAACAGACAGCCAUCAGCGCCUUGGGUGAGGCCACCAAGUCCAAUGCCUUUACCUCCGGCGGCAUCCUUUAUCCCUGCGCCACGGCCAAUAGCCGGGAUUUGCUGCAGAGCCAGCUGGUCAACGACAGCCGUUUGCUCUGGGCCACCCUGACGCCCCAUGGCACCCGACACUUUAUCAUCGAGAACUCGCAGGAUGGGCACUACGAGUCGGUGGACUAUCGCGGCAAGUCCCACAGCCAGGUGUUCCGUGGCUAUGCAAAGCAUUCGCAGUCUUUUGUCAAGUCUUUCGACAAUAAUGGUUUUGUCGACUAUGACUAUGAGGACCCUACACCGUUGAUGGACUCGUACCACGAUGAUAUGGACUCCGGCUAUCAAGAGCCCCACGAGGUCACUGGCUCCCUGAAGCGAUCACCGAUGCGAACCUUGGACUCGGCGAAUGGGACCCCGACCGGUGCUGGCUCAACCUACAACUCCAAUGGUGGUGCUGGCGGCGGCUCUGGUCUCUCCUCGAACCAGAAUGGCAACUCCAUGUCCAUUAGCCGCAAGACGACGCUCUCCCGCCGCAUCAGCGACGCCUCCUCGCACAAUGGCACCUCGAUGUAAUGUGGGAAC